Chinchilla lanigera (long-tailed chinchilla) is the source of this 566-nucleotide messenger RNA. It is a transcript of the gene Sct, whose product is annotated as secretin. Bases 77 to 547 code for a protein of 156 amino acids. Gene Ontology annotation, cellular component: extracellular region. Gene Ontology annotation, molecular function: hormone activity. Gene Ontology annotation, biological process: negative regulation of gastrin-induced gastric acid secretion; positive regulation of somatostatin secretion; positive regulation of pancreatic juice secretion. The record is from RefSeq and is a predicted model, not a curated record. The transcript is spliced from 4 exons. Lineage: Eukaryota; Metazoa; Chordata; Mammalia; Rodentia; Chinchillidae.
UCCGGACUGUGCGGCGCCAGGGCCCCUAUAAAGCACGGCACUGAUUCGGGGGCCCAGUGCCUGGCGCUGCCCCACUAUGGCACCUUGUCCACCACCGCCACCACCACCGCUGCUGCUGCUGCUGCUACUGCUCCUGAUGCUCAGGGGCACCACUGCACGCCCUGCCUUGCCCAGGGCUGCACGGCACUCGGAUGGGACAUUCACUAGUGAGCUCAGCCGCCUGCGGGACAGCGCCCGGCUGCAGCGCCUGCUGCAGGGCCUGGUGGGCAAGCGCAGCGAGCAGGACACAGAGAACAGCACCGCUGGGUCCAAGCCUGUGGACGGCCCCUUGUGCCUGCUGUGGCUGGACACACGUACCCCGCAGGCCUGGAGGCCCCUGGGGCGCCCCCUGGGCCGUGCCGCGUCUCCCUGGCUGCCUCCUGGGACCAGGCCCGGGGCCGAAUUUUCAGAGCUGGCUGGAACCACCCAGCGCCCUGAUGAAGAGGAGGAAGAGGAGCCCAGCCACUGGCAGGGGGCAGGGGCGGGGGCAGGGGCGGGCUGCACCUGACGCCAAUAAAGGAAGGAGU